UUCCGUUCCCUUGACUGAGAACUGCGCUGGUUCUUCUUGACUUCAGCUGAAGUUCAGGUCUUCAUCAAGGCAACGGUUGCGGUGAAUUAGAUUGUUGUUGAAGUUAGUUGACGUAUCCUGUACUAGGGGCACUAGUUUGCUUGAUAGUUUUUCUGCACUUGAGCUUGAGGGUGGGAUUCCGCUAAACGAGCAAGAUGGUGUACGGAACAAUGUACAAGGUCGUCUACGGCAUUUCGCUGUUUGUGAUCACCGCCGUUUUGUUGUACUACAUGCUCACUGGAAGAGGAUAUCAGAUUGACAUUGAAUGGUUCUUCAACAACACUACGCCGUACAUGUGGUCAGCUCUCGGUAUUGGCCUUGCAAUUUCUCUGUCCGUGGUUGGUGCUGCCUGGGGAAUUUUCUUGACUGGAACUUCGAUUAUUGGUGGUGGUGUCAAGGCCCCUCGCAUCAAGACAAGAAACUUGAUCAGCAUCAUUUUCUGCGAGGCUGUGGCUAUUUAUGGCAUCAUCAUGGCAAUUGUGCUGAUGGGCAAGAUGGGGUCCUUCAACGCUGAUGCAUCAUACGAGAUUCUGGAACACAACAGGAAGUCCGCCUACCUGCUGUUUGGCGCUGGACUUACCGUGGGCUUGUCCAACCUGGCGUGUGGAGUUUGUGUCGGCAUUGUGGGCAGCGGUGCAGCAUUAGCUGAUGCGCAAAACCCCACACUUUUCGUGAAGGUUCUUAUUGUGGAGAUUUUCGGCAGUGCCAUUGGAUUGUUUGGCAUCAUUAUCGCUAUUAUCCAGACCAAGGGAGCUGGCAUGGGCAACUCUGUAUCGGGUUGAUUGUCUUGUUGUCGCAAGUAUUUCUAUUUCUCUCUCUCUCUGCUUUUUACAUGUGCAUACUUACUUGCUGUAUGCCGGUGUUAGCCUUAUGUUCUCUUGGAAUUGUACUGAAUUUAAAGUGCCCGUAGUGCUACGCUGUACUCGUGGCUUGCUGCCUUGGAGCUGUCCUCCUACAGCUCUGCCUUCCUGCUAGAGACAUCGUUUCUUCUUAUUUUGUUGUUGUUGUUGUUGUAUAUUUGUAGCAUGUGACAUACUUAUAAUAAUUAUUAUUUUGCCGUUCAUUUCCAAUCGGCUGCUAAUGCUACUCUUGCAUGCCACCUCUGUCCCUGGUAACGACCAUUUUAGUCAUUGAAAAUUAAUGCCCAUUUCAGAAUCUUCCUUUUUAUUUUAUUAGAAGUUGGAACAGUCGCCACUGUACUUCUGUACAUAUUACUACGAUUGGUGGUGAUUAUGUUACCACAGCAUUAUGAUUGGUGGUGGUCAUGUUGCCACAGUGUACUCGAGAGCAUAUCGUUUUGUUCUGUACGCUCUUAGCCUCUGAUAAUGGCUUGGCAUUUAGGAGAGUUACAUCAUCUGCCUCAUUAUCUGCCCGCAUUGAUUUGCUGCACUCGCGAUUUGCAGGCCUGAGUCCUUUCUGAACAGAAUGCAGCCUACUCUGAGAUGGGGCAUUCCUCUGA
Sycon ciliatum is the source of this 1498-nucleotide messenger RNA. RefSeq names its product V-type proton ATPase 21 kDa proteolipid subunit c''-like. Gene Ontology annotation, cellular component: membrane; proton-transporting V-type ATPase, V0 domain. The transcript is spliced from 10 exons. Gene Ontology annotation, molecular function: proton-transporting ATPase activity, rotational mechanism. The record is from RefSeq and is a predicted model, not a curated record. Bases 195 to 821 code for a protein of 208 amino acids. Gene Ontology annotation, biological process: proton transmembrane transport. NCBI's taxonomy places the organism in Eukaryota, Metazoa, Porifera, Calcarea, Leucosolenida, Sycettidae.